This is a messenger RNA of Dermacentor albipictus, 6584 nucleotides long. RefSeq names its product G1/S-specific cyclin-D2-like. Gene Ontology annotation, cellular component: cyclin-dependent protein kinase holoenzyme complex; cytoplasm; nucleus. Lineage: Eukaryota; Metazoa; Arthropoda; Arachnida; Ixodida; Ixodidae. Gene Ontology annotation, molecular function: cyclin-dependent protein serine/threonine kinase regulator activity. The record is from RefSeq and is a predicted model, not a curated record. Gene Ontology annotation, biological process: regulation of cyclin-dependent protein serine/threonine kinase activity; mitotic cell cycle phase transition.
UCGUGUGGGUGAGCGGGUGUACGAAGUUGCGGAUAAGAGCUCGCCCGCGUGGUCGUCGUUGUUUCCGAGUCUCUCCAUUUCGCCGCGCCCGUUGUCGCUGGGUCCCGAUCGGAUUAACCACCCAAGCUGGGUCCUACGGCGCCGCAACAACGUCUGCCCGCGAACCAGUCGCCGGCCAUGGAAGACGUGGUCGACCUCAUGUGCAUGGAGGCGCCGCAACUUGGACAAACACCGAGAGCUUCGCACGAUUCGGCCAUCGUCGGUGACGCCGUCGUCAUGGCGAGGUUGCUGGGACUUCAAGAUCGCUACGCGGUCACGUGCGACUACUGCAGGCGCGUGCAGACGGAGGUUACGACGCCGAUGAGGAAAACGCUGGCACUGUGGAUGUCCGAGGUGUGCGAGGAACAGGGCUGCGAGGACUCGGUGUUCCCGACGGCCAUGAACCUGCUGGACCGGUACCUGUCCCUGGUGUCGGUGCGCAAGUUGCACCUGCAGCUGCUGGGCUGCGUCUGCCUGCUGCUGGCCUCCAAGUUGCGUCAGACCCGCGCCCUGGCCGUCGACGCGCUCGUGUACUACACCGACUGCUCGGUCACCGCACAAGAGAUACAGGCCUGGGAACUGCAGGUGCUGAACCGGCUCAAUUGGGACGUCGCCUCGGUAGUGGCCAACGAUUUCGUAGACCACCUGGUUGCCAUGCUGGGACUCGCCGACCGCGGCGACACCGUGCGGAGGCACGCCAACACCUUCAUCUCCCUCUGCGCAACCGAGUACCACUUCGUUGGCUACAGCCCUGCACUGCUGGCCGCUUCGAGCGUAGCCGCAGCCGUUCAUGGACUCCGGACACCACUGCCCACCGCAGAAGCGCAGGACGAGCUCAUGUCCUCCCUCGAGAGAAUCACCAAUGUCCGGAAGGUGGAGAUCCGGCGGUGCGUCCUCGAAAUAGAAACCCUGAUGGCGACCAGUGUGGCAGCCUUUCAGCAGCAGCAACAACAGUCCUACUCGAAAAGUGGAGCAGUUACACCGUACCCGAGCUGCAAAAGCAACGCCCUAUUAACGCCCUGCGUCGCUGACACUCAGUCCAGUAAACCCAACACGCCGACUGAUGUUCAAGACAUCAACUUCUAGAUGCUCGUCAUUCCCAUGUGUCCGAUUUCCGUUUCGUGUACAUUUAGAUUUUCUGUGUCAUUCGCUUCGGAAACCUGUUACGUUUCGCGUUCAACAUUCCGUUUUUUACUUGUCCUCAUUCCAUGAACCAAAGAAGUUUAGAUAACUCCCUUUUGCUGGGAGUCACUGUUUAUCUUCUAUUCGACUUCGCUUUUAGACUUCACCUACCGCGCCGUCGGGGACUACGUAACUCAUCAAAAUGGAGUCAGACUCCACUUUUAAAUGUUAUCGUAAACAUCUGGGGAGUGUGUUCACCGUCUUUAGGUUUAGCUAACCUACUCUGUAGUAAAGUAAAAAGAACUCUUAAAAAGGUGUAAAGAUUGACUUACUUAUUUGUAGUUUCCCUAUUCCCCGGUGUAGUCUAUUCAUUCUCAUUAAGCACAAAGCACUUCAUCAUGGCCUACAGGCCUACAAAACUCUCUGUAAUGAACGUUAGUGUAGAAUUUCUGAAAUUUGAGUUAAAAUGCAGUUAAAUACUCCUUCCUGCAAAAGAGAGUAGCAGUCAGUCCCUUUGUUUAUAAAGUGCUUGCUAUGUGCCUCACUCGACGUAUGUUAACCAGGCUCGUCGCGCCACCUGCCGACAAUGUGUUUGGAAAUGUUCUGGCACAAGAACUGUGUGAGCUGUUAUUUACGCAUUGCGGGUCAUUGUUAUCUCGCUGAUGCUGCUACUUCGUAUUGAAGCUGUUCUUUGUGUUGGUUGAAAAUGAUUGUUCGUUCCGAAGGAGCCGAAACUCUGUUUAGGCCCGUAUUGUUGAAGCUCAAGCGCUACAGUUCUUCUAGUGACUUCCAAAGCAUCUUAGCGAUAUACAUUCGCAGCAUUUGCGCGCGACCUGACAAUUUCAGCAUUCCUUCAACCUGGGCAUCAGUUUUUAGCCGUCAUGGAUAGCUAUAAUUAAGGAAUGUUGUAGCCGUGGUAUACCACUACACAUCUCUUAACCCUUUGUCUUUUGCCAGUUUGCCAGUACAAACGCGCAUUUGGACAACUCGGCUCCCUGAACUAAGAGAACACAGUAAAAUCUGGAUCAAGUAAUAACGUAGCGGAAGCGUUGUGCACCUAUGCUUGCACCACAAUUUAAACUUCCUGCCUCCCAUAGGAGACUUGCCGUGAAUAUGUAGGCACUUCUGACAGCAGUUGCUGCCGUUUGUAUGCGUCAGAGUUACCUAAACGUCUGGUGUCUUUAAGCUCGCACCGUGCUUCAACGUCUGAUGGCAGGCAUAGAGUUCUUUGCUGGGCUUUUUGGCGAACGCCUGUUGACCUUACAAUAGAAUGUUAGGCUACACAUACUCAAAGAUCUCAUCAGUUUCCCUGCGGCAUUGUUUAUGUAAGAGAAGGUCAGCGCUAGCUAUUUCCUUUGCACUAACGCUUACUGCCACUGAAGCCAAAGAAAUUUCGCCUCAGCAGAUACCUCCUUCGAGUUAUAAAAUACUGCUGGAUAUUUCGGCAUAUUUCGUGUUGCCUGUCGAUUUCGGGAUACGGAACCCAAGGCUUUGACGCAGUGUUGUCGAAAAUGUCUUCAGAACUCAGCUCUACCCGUUGAUUGUUAAUCGUAAUGGUUACGUAUGACUUUCUUGUUGACUCCAAGUUUCACAGAGUGAAUAAGAAUGAAAAAAAAAAACGAGGUCGCUUUAUCGCCUCUAGUAGGAUCUACUAACCCUGGUUCAAAGAUCUCGGAAAUCUGCAGAGUCCCAAAGCUUUCUUUUCUCUGCAAAGCACAUUUUCUCUUUUUUUGUGUGUGUUCACUUAGUCGUUGGACAAGUGGCGAGUAGGAGAUCGUGGUUAUCUCAUACAACCUCCGCUCGCUCGCUCGCUACUACACAUAUUUUACGCAAAGCUUGCGGGUUGAAAAAAAAAAUGUUUUAUAUAUAUGUGUAUAAUAUAAAUUAAAGUUAACGGGCAUUUGUAUCUCAAGACCGCGUUGCGCACUUUAUGUUGCUGUUUUAUGUUUUACAAGUGCCAGAUCAUUGCUGUUCUCGUUAGAAAAAAAAUGUCAUUACGGUGAUUGUAUUUAACUUGCGUUAAAUACGAGACGCUGAAGAUAGGCGUCUCAUUUCAUGUGAGAAGUUCUCAGUUUGCACUACUUCCCAAUUUGUGCGUUGUGUCUGAAAUACGCGUUUGUUACGUGGUACAAGCACAUAUCAGAGCAAAGCCCACGUAGAUGUUUUGCUUAACUACAGAGUAUUUUGAUGCAUAUGCGUAGUAAAGUUAGGUUGCGAAGUCUGUACGUCGCGCGUACGCAAAACACCGACUAGUCCAUGAUUUCUGCCAGCGGUGAUUUUUCUACAGUAACAAGAGCAAAGUAUCUGCUUUUCUAAAAUAGCAGGGAGCCCACAUGAUCUCAAUAUACUGCAUGAAGUAUACUUUUUUAUUCCAUGCUAUGCCUCAGCAGCCUUGGAGUUGCAAGACUGCAUGGUCUCAAAAAUGCUGCCCGCUCGAGGGUUUUUGAUGCAUUUACAUACCGGUGCUAUUAAAUAUCAGAGAUACUUAUUAUAUGCAAAGGAAUUGUCCCAUAUAGAAUAUCCCAUCCAAGAAACAAAGUAAGCCUUCUAUGGCUGUCUAUUGAAAGGAUCACACAUAUGAAAAACAGCCAGAGUCGGGUAGAUUUUUACCGAGGCCCUUUAUUAAUAUAUUCUACGAGAGCACUUCUUCAUUUUUAUUUGUCACGCGGUUAUUGAAUGUCUCCUUUCUUACGUUGUAUUAUAAUUUAUUGAGUUCGCACUGCACCAAAACUGAAUGGUUCAAGUGUGUCUAGUCCCAUUUUCCAUUUUUUUUUGUGAUUAUCACAGAACGUCCUCGAUAUCACCCGUGGAGACACUCAGAUAAUUACCAUAUUGCAUUAUCGCCACCAGAGUAGCGCAGUUGUAAAGCACCAUGACGUGUACAUAAAUCACCGCCGUUCUCAUUUUAUGAACACAUUUUACGUUUUAUCGUUCGUUUGCCCUCGCACAGUAGAGGUCUCUAUUGAGCUUCUGCCGCGCGCCAUAGCGCGUAAUCACAAGUGUACUCAGGCCGGUCGCGCACAAAUAUGUAGCUUGACCUUUUUCUACGAAGCCGCUCUUAAGCGUGCAUCAUUUGCAACUUUGUUUCAGCCUUUGACGAAUCUUUCUUUCACCCAACGGUGUCACCGUGGGAAAAUGCUCGACGGCAUUAGGGAGUUUUAGCUACUUGGCACUUUGGUUUCUUUAACGCUUCAGAUACCUGCCUGGCGCCCUUUUCAUCAUGCACUAUGGCCUUUCUCAGAAAAAUCACUGCAACGAACAAUGUGACGUAAUAGAUCAUUGCAGAACAACUUGGCAGAAUGACGGUAAUGGGUUUUAGCUACUCGGUAGUUCCGUUUCUUUGGCACGUCGAGCAGUUAACUGCUUAGCGCCAUUUUCUUUUGGAAUGCGCUUUUUUCGAAAAUCGCCACCACCAACGAUAGUGAAGGAUGCACCACGAGACAACAUGCUGACGGUACGACGUUAAUUUUAGCUACCCAGUAGUGUCGUCUGACUGUUACACAAGCGAUACGAUUUCUCUAGUUAUAACACUCAGAAUGGUCUCGGGGCCUCUGUGUGUGUGUUUACACCUAACAAAGAAAAAGACACGUUACUUUACACUUAGCGAUUUUACUUACUGUUCACCAUUUCACUGAUUAUUUUUUUACUGGCACCGUUUAUCACAGAUACUUUGAUACCACUGAAUUAUCGAAAGAAAUACGAAUGAGGGAAUUGCAAGGGUGUUUUCGGUGAACGAUACGACUGCGGACUAUCGGCCACUGCGAUUCAUGACCACGUUCUCUCUCUCUUGUUACUACACACAAAUCUGUGAUGCUUAACUGUUUGUACGAAUGUAUAACCUACGCAUUUUGAUGCAGCGUUUUGCGAUUCCUGUAAUAUUGAAAAUGUGUGUUCUCUCGUUGUGCUGACGAAAUACACAUCUGCAACUGAUUGUUCGUUCAAUGUUUGAACUUUUCCUGUACAUGGUAUCGAUGCCUUGUUCGACAAAAAUUGUGUUACCUGUUCAACUGUUGCUGUUUAUGCCGUUUACCAUCGUUAUCAAUAGCAUUCCAUAGCAGCCUCACUGCCAAAUAUUCGAAACAUUCCAUUGAUGUGUGGCUUUGCUGUUACUCCUUGAAGAAACUGUUUUUUCAUAGUGCUUACAAAAAAACGCUACACACUGCACUCUUAAACAAAUGAACACUGCGGUGUAUAUGUGCCACACAACCAUUGUAACCUGUCUUGCUUACGUUUCCUUUCUUGAAAACGCUGCGCUCGCUACUUUCCUGUCGAGAACGCUGUCAUGCUGAUAACGCGCAUGCCGUUCGUGACUUGGAAGUACCGGGCUCGCAGCGUUAACGAAAGGAAAUGUGAGCAAGACAGAAGGCGUUUAUUGUUGUGUGGCAGAUAUACACCCCAAACGGUGAAACUGGUUUCAGAGUGCGGAAACAAAGGGAGUACUUUCUGUCGCUUACUGUUUUUUCCAUGUUUAACUUCACUCUUAUAGGGCAGGUUAUCUCUGAUGAAGACAUUCGCUCUCUUUGGGCACAAAAGGAGCAAAUGUACUUCACAGGGGAGUAUGAUAGUUAUCUAAGAGGAAGUUAAAUAUGGAACGAGCCGUUAUUCCCACAAAAGGGAGUUAUCAGUACUCCUUUUGUUCUUAAGGUAGAGUAUACCGCCAUGUUCACAAGCUUUCACAGAUUCCUGACUCCCAGUGUUCUUAGGAGCUGUGGAAAUUUUUUUAUCUGGUUGCCUUUGGAAUAAUUAUGCACAUCUUUACACUAAAUUUCAAAGUGACUGAAUACUGGCUCCCGACUUAACCUAUUCAGCAUGUUAAAGAAACUGUAUGCCUUACUUACUCAAGCUGUGUCCUUACUCUUAUACAACCUCCGUUCGCCAGACAGUUAUUCUAGUACAUUGCUGUCUGUGUGCCUUGCCGUGGUUACUUGUUCUUUUCUGGUGUCAUGAACCGCUUGAAAAAUUAGUUUUGCCUCAUCUGGCGAUUUUCAUAAUAGGGAGUUUUAGCGCACCGCUAUCGGGCUGCCUUUGCCGAUACCUGCCAGUUUCGCAAAUAAUAGCUAGGCCGUGCCAGUGUGAUGCUGCGUAUCUAGCCCCCGCACAGAUGGCGAGUCGCAGGCACGCUUGUCGUAAUGGUUUGCUAAAACUCUCAAAUGUCUGCUUUACUGCACAUACACCAGUGCUUUCUCGCAAUGAAACCGGUAUUACGGUGAUAGACACAAAAAUAAUACUGAUGACGUGUGUUUAGAAGACACUUGUAAAGAAGAUUUUUAGAGUAUCAUUGUGUCACCUGUUCGUUCUGCUUUGGAUUCUUUUUCGCGAUAUUUUAUAUGUUCUCUCAUCUCAUGCAGAAGCUGCGAGUUGAGCAGCUUAUGAUGUUUUUGUGAAACGAAAAUUAUUAUAAUAAAAUAUGUUUUAUUGCAUAC